Pocillopora meandrina is the source of this 4461-nucleotide messenger RNA. The record is from the annotation of a GenBank genome assembly. NCBI's taxonomy places the organism in Eukaryota, Metazoa, Cnidaria, Anthozoa, Scleractinia, Pocilloporidae.
AUGGCAGACGGUAGAGUUUUCGACGUUCGUUUAUUUCCAUGUUUGUGGAUUAUUGUUCAUCUCGCAGCAGCAAACGGUGAGAUCACAGAAAAGCUAUCAUUUUCAUCAAUUGCUUUUAAGAGGAAAUGCAAUUUUAAGCGCAUAAUGCUGCUAAAACGAAGUGCUUUAAUUAUUAUAUUGAUUAGAAAUUAACUCGACAAGCUUGCUUUCGUAGGAGAUCGAUGGAAACUGAAGUCAGAAGUUCUGUAUGACACACGAUUCACUUCACAAAACAGUCUGAACACGUUAUCAUACUAAUUGUGAUUUGUUCGAGAGGAAAAGAAGCGAAUUUAUCUUUUUUCAAAAUAAGUUUGCAGAUUAUGUCGUUCAUGCAGAUCAAGCGGUUUUAUCGUUUAAUUGGACACCGGGCGAGAGCACGAUAAACAAAUUUAAACGUUAACGAGCUGAUUGCAUUGGAUUAAGUUGUCAUUUAAUCUAUUCUGUUCAAAAUGUGUUGCCGGUGAAAUAUUUUCACUCAAGACUAAAACUUAAAACCAAUCGGUAAAAUUGUGAAAUAAAAUAUCAAAGAUAUUAGGGUUUUAGAGAGCCUGUUCCGUGUUUUACAACCAAUGUAUGGCGUAAAAUAAAGCUAUUUUUGGACACGCCAAAUCAGAAUUGCCGGUUUCAUUAUUAAAAUGUUUUAAAAGGUUGUAAGAAACAAAAGACCUAUGGCCAAGUUCGAAACGCAAGGCGUCUUGUCGAUAGUCAUUCGAUAUUUCUGUCAAAUUUGAAUUCGCAAAUUCCCAUUUAUACUGGCUGAAGAGCACGAUCAACUUUACAUAAGCAGAAAGUUCCGUAUCUUUCAAAAAUCAGACACGUUUUCAUUUUCAACUGCGAUAAGUUUAGAAUUCAUCAUGAUAAGUUUUUUUUCCAUCAAGCAAAACAUUGCUAAGAACAUCAUGGCCUUAAGUUCAAUUUCUUGAAAUGACCUAAUUGAAAAUAUUGCUACAAUCUUUACAGGAACUCUUAUGCCUGGCGUAUGCUGGUUUCGUCACGAAUUUGACAUAAACACAAUGAAAAACAAGGAAAAACUACCUAGCAACAAGUCUAACCACAGUUUUUGGGAUUAGCACACAUCGCUACAGACGGAUUAAAUUUAAGGUCAUGCGGGACUGGACUUAAAGUUGUCAGAAUUUAAUAAGGACGACGAGUUGGGAAAUGAAAUGUUAAACAUCAUAGUUAUAUUUUUGCUUGAAUGCCAAAUACUAAUUAUUCAAAAUUAGGAUAUAUUAUACAGGCACUGUUUGUUCGAAGCUUAGCUCACGUUAUCCACUGGAUAAACCUCUAUUCGUUGAAUAACGCUAUACGUUUUCUCUCACUUAUCCGCCAGAUGGCGGUUUAUCCGUUGGAUGGCGUUAUCUGCCCUUUAUGACGACUUGGCCAAGGUGAAUAGUGCUUUACGAGCUGAUUGGCUAGUUCGAGAAUAUUUACCACCGGGCAGCCGAAGAGACAAAAUCGUGUAUCAAGAAUUUAAUUUCCAACCAUUGCUCGGUUCAUUGACAGAAAUAAAUAAAUUUUUGGUUUCUGUGUGGUACAUACUAAAACAAUGAUUCACCUCUGUGUCGUUUCAAGUGAUGAAUAUUCACCUCCGGUUCGGUAAAUAAUUGUUAAUCAUAUGUCUCACAAACAUCAACCGUGCCAGUAUUACUUAACACUUCAGUCAUUAUCAUACUACGAACAGUGAUUCCCAUUACGCAUAAAUCAUUCCGAAGGUUGGUAGCCAAGCAGUCGGUCAGUAAGUCAGUUGGUCAAAGGUCAUUCAAUUAGUCAGUCAGUUUUUUGGCACUCUAACUUCUAAACCUAACACAAUAUUUUCUUUUUUCAAACAGAGAGACUUUCGUUGGACACGAAUCUAACACGAAAAGAAAUCACCACCAUCUUGAGACGUCCCGUUAAUCUUGGAUGCUACGUGAACAAAAAAAACUAUGCUAAGUCUUUGCAGACUGAGGCCUCGUCUCUUGUUAGCUAUGUCUGGUUAAAGGAAAACAAAAUCAUAACCCGGAUCAACAACUCAAGCGAUCGCGCCAGUGUCUUAGUUGUAACUCCAAAAGACGAUUCAGAUUUUGGCACCUACCGGUGUAACGUCACAAAUGGUGUCUCUAGAACUCAAUGUAGUAUUGAACUGAAGCGAGGAUGGACAAAGAUGGGUUAGUUUCAUACAUUCAUGCUUAGCUUUAUCACUCUCAAAGUUAUUAAUCAUUUGAACUACCACCUAGAAAGUGUGAUUUUCAAUUUGAUUAUGUUUAAAAGCCUUGAAAAAUACUAAGAAACUUCUACAGCAUCAUAACUUAACUCUUAAAAAACCAUAUCCAGUGAGAAUUAUCAAAAAUUAGGACACGUGUGGUGAAUUCAGUCUCGAAACUGAUCUCUUGGGUCGUGCCACAUUUUUCCAGGAAACGAUAAUUUGGAUCCGCAGUAUUUUCUUUCUAGAAAACCAUUCCACCCACAACUGCACACCCAUACACAUCUUUUGGGACACCAACUGCCUCCUCUGCCCCUCUCAAUGUUAGUAUGCAACAUGGCGUAGAUACAUUGAUAAUUAACAAAAUUUGUAGAUGAGCAGGGCGAUAGAACAUAGACGUCGUUCUGAAGAAGUUUCCCUGAUAAUUAUGUGUAGGAGUGCCAAGUUAUUCUAGGAUACCCUAAUUCUGAUCCGCGUUUAUUUACUUUCCAGAAAGCGUUCCUCUCACGACUGGAUGUGUAAACAUUUCGCUGCUGAUGCCAGUAUUAGCAGUUGCCGUAUUAUCAUUGUUGUUGGUCAUUCAUCUUUUGAUAAAAAAAAAGAACACAAAGAAAGCUGCACCAGAAACUUCGGAGCAGGAGUUUGAACGACACAACAAAACGUCGGUUACCCAUCCUCAUGCCCAACAACGCAUGGAAACGAGAAAAUUAUCGAGGGAUCUUCUUUACAAUAGCUUUGCAGAUGGAGAAUCAAACACAAAAGAGUCAAAACCAGAGGUGGUAUCGGUCGAAAUGCACGUCGGAGGAGAAUUUCAUAGCACGCCUAACGGCAGACUAGGAUCAGCUGGUAACCUCAGACGGGAGCGACCGAAAGGCUUUUACAACAAAUCCUUGCGAAACGUACCGCAUGUUUCAGAGGAUGGAGAAACAACUCCGAAGGACAUCGGAUUUUAUAAUGCAAAUUUCAGAAACGAGUCUAUGGAUAGCGGUCUCGACUAUUCCCGCACGGUCUCACCAAACACGAGCUUCGACGAAACCUCCUUGGCUGACGAGAGCACAGUAAAAGGAUAUUACAAUAAAACAUUUAAAAACAACUCCACGGAAGAUGAUGGUGCUGAUGAUGUCUUUGCCAAAAAAAGUGAAGAGCUGACGGUGGCAGAUAAAUCAAAGAGUGGUAAGGCGAUGGGAUUCUAUAACAAAACAUUUCAUUCCGAAUCCAUGGACCUCACUGAUAAUGCAAGUGAUGGCGGCUGCGCAUCGGUUUCAAGUGGUUCCGCGGUAGGUGAGGCUGGAGAUAAAACAGCGCAACCCAAAGCGUUGACCGACGUAUUCCCAAAGCGGGAAGAGGAAAUGACAGUCGCUGACAAGUCAAAAAGUGGAAAAGCCAUGGGAUUCUUCAACAAAACCUUUCAUUCCGACUCCAUCGACGCCUCAGAUGGUGAUGACGAUGGGGUCCUUGCGGCAGAAUCAGGUAACCCAACCAGCAGCAUGACUGAAGAUGACAAAGUAGACACAUCUAAUGCUGUACCUGACGUCUUGACAGUUGCUGAAAAGUCUAAGAGUGGAAAAGCGAUGGGAUUCUUUAACAAAACGUUCCAUGAAUCUGUGGAUAUCCCAGACGACGAUAAUGAUGGUACCGGCGUGUCAGAAUCAGCAAUCAGUGUCAAUCAUCCAGCGGAAUGCGAGUCAAAGGAGGAACCUCAUGUGUCCGAGGAAGACACUUACUUCUGAGAGAAGACAUUAUGAAAUAUUGAGGAACUGUAGGUGUAAUUUUUUUCAUUUUCUUGACCCUAUUUUGACUAAGAUGAUACUCGUUUCAAUUGUCGCUCUCCUUAACAAUCCAUUGUGCAUAUCUGACUACUUUUCGUUAUUGGGAGAGCUUCCAUACUGUGAUAAUUAAGGUAAGAAACCCUCUUGUAUAUAUAUAUAUAUAUAUGUAUCUUUUAGCUUCAUUUUAUCAUUUAAAAACUGACUGUUUCGUCUGUCAUUGAUUGUAACAUAUGACAUUAAAUCUUAAGCGUUAAAAACGUAUGGAGGUAGGAAAUUACGGUAUGUGAGAAAAAAUGAGGUUGGAGCUGGACGUCUAAAUUUUCGACGGUGUAAUCAACUUCAUCGGUGGAACCUAAUUUUCUGUUCAUGAGCCCAUUUUUCAAGUGCCAAUAACAGCUCGUAGGGAAGAGCUCUUUUCCUGUUUGACACCUUCAAAAUAGAUACAUUAGGGACAAAUCAUCUAUUUAUCGC